GAGAUUCUGAAGGACCUGGAUGAUUACUAUGAAAAAUUUAAACGAGAGACAGACGCCGUGCAGAAGAGAAGAAUGUUGCACUGCAUACAGAGAGCCUUGAUUCGGAGUCAGGAGCUGGGGGACGAGAAGAUCCAAAUCGUCAGUCAGAUGGUGGAGCUGGUUGAGAACAGAACCAGGCAAGUGGACAGCCACGUGGAGCUGUUUGAGACUUGUCAAGAGGCUAACGAUACCACUGGAAACAGCGGGAAAGCCAGCCAGGACAAGUCAAAGAAUGAGACAAUCGCACAGGCUGAAAAGCCCAACAAUAAGAGAUCGAGGCGGCAAAGGAAUAAUGAGAAUCGAGAAAACGCUUCAAAUAAUCAUGAUCACGAUGACAUCACCUCAGGAACUCCAAAGGAGAAGAAAGCGAAAACGUCCAAGAAGAAGAAACGAUCCAAGGCUAAAGCGGAGCGGGAGGCUUCUCCCCCCGACCUUCCUAUUGACCCUAACGAGCCAACCUACUGCUUGUGCAACCAAGUCUCCUAUGGAGAAAUGAUAGGAUGCGAUAACGACGAGUGCCCCAUUGAGUGGUUUCACUUUUCCUGCGUCGGACUCAAUCACAAACCAAAGGGCAAAUGGUACUGCCCCAAAUGUAGAGGAGAAAACGAGAAAACUAUGGACAAGGCGUUGGAGAAGUCUAAAAAAGAAAGGGCCUACAACAGGUAGUUUGUGGACUUUUCACAGCAGAGAAAAAUAAAACCACCAAACCAGUGUAUUUAUUGUCAGUGUCACCUUUGUUGAGGUGAAAGGAUUGUAAAAUGUAUAUUUUUAAAGGAGGUUUAAAACUGAACCAACCAUUCCUGUUAUAGGGACGGCAAUAAGCAAUUUUGGUUUUCGUUUGGUAAACUGUAACAAGAAUGUGGUCUGUGGACCAAUGUAUUCCAAAAGUAAAGUUAUAAGAGUUUAAACUGAAUAUUCGGGUGGAUCUGAAAAGAUAAAUUAAUACUUUUUUUUUUUCUUUUUCGUCAGUGCUGGUAGCACUCUACCCAUUAAAAUUUCGAUGACAAAUAUCUCUGAAAUGUAAUUUCGUUUUCUUUAAUGAAAAAUGUUAUUUACCUUUUCAGCAAAAUUGUUAAAUAGUUUAGCCACCUGGUUGUAUCUGAAUAAAGCUGCAAUACAUUACAAAUGUAACUUCUUUUGGUGAUAAGCAGUGCAAGAGGAAACAAAAGGAGGGUAAAAUUUGGUUCCUGCUACAAAGUGUCAGUAUAACAGUUCAACAGCAAAUGUUUAAAUAGGCUUAGAGGAUUAUUUUUAAAAAAAAACCCCAAAACAGUUAAUGGUUAAAUUUUACACAACAAAUAUUUUAUACCCUGGCCAAGUACCAUGAGGGCCAUUUUAAAAUGAUUAAAUAUGUUUUAUAUUUAACCAGGAAGUGGUUUAGUAACGAGACUUAACAUAAAUGAAGCUUUAUACUGUCACAGAUAGUAGUGUAGCAAUCCUUAAUUUGUUUUAAGUUGUAUAAAUGUACAUUUUUAAGUGGAGUUGCACUUACUGUAUUAUACUUGGAAAUGCAGCCAAAUGCCAUUGUGUAACCAAUGUGCGUUUCCUGCAGUAUGUAUGAAAAUUGUACAGCUGUGAUAUUAAGAAAUAAAUGAAACAACUUUGA
This is a messenger RNA of Leptosomus discolor (cuckoo roller), 1645 nucleotides long. The record is from RefSeq and is a predicted model, not a curated record. Lineage: Eukaryota; Metazoa; Chordata; Aves; Leptosomiformes; Leptosomidae.